Molecule: messenger RNA, 849 nt
Organism: Pisolithus orientalis
Lineage: Eukaryota; Fungi; Basidiomycota; Agaricomycetes; Boletales; Pisolithaceae
Exons: 6
Coding region: 1-849 (282 amino acids)
Source: RefSeq, a predicted model, not a curated record
AUGUCUCCAAUGGGGGGUUCCCAAGAUGCUGAUGAUGAUGUCAAUCCUUUCUUGUCAGAACCCAUUAUCUGGCCUACCCCAACAGUUUGGUCAGACAUCUCCCUUGGUAUGGCUGCCAUUGCUGAAGGUGAUGACACACCAUGUCCUGGGCCUGGACUCUCUGCCCCCCCUCUCAAUACCCCAGCAAUGCCAUCCAAGACCCCUCCCAGUGGACCCUCUCCCCCCCAUCUCAAUACUGUGGCAGCACCAUCCAAGACCCCUCCCCGCAGACCCUCUCCCUCCCCUCUCAAUACUGCAGCAGUGCCAUCCAAGCUGCCUCCCUGCCACCCUUCUGUACCCCUUCUCAAUUCUGUGGCAGCGUUGUCCAAGCGACUUCCUGAAGUAUACUCAGAAAACUAUAUUGACAUCCUGGAAACAUGGAAGGAGUCAGAAGAACUGCAAGAUUUAGGUGGAACAGUCACUCAGCAUCAGCAACUUUUCAACAAGUCCAUGAAGGAUCUAGAUCACAUUUUUUCCAGACUCUCAAAAGUGCAUGGGAUCAAAGGUGUGUACAUGUUGGCUGGGAAGAUUGUGAACCAGGAUGUUGGACUUGCCCAUCCCUUCACUACAGCAGGUGCUGAAGGAUUCUUUCAUUCUCAUUGUCAUGUGGAUACUGAUGAAAUCAUUGGGCAUUUCAAGGCACAUAUAUACAACAAGGUGUCUCUUGACAGUUUGGCUGAAGUCUUCGAAGACCACACCAAAGAAGCUAAGGAGGUAGUUGCUUGUGGAGGAAAAGGGAAACAAUGUGCUGUCAAUGUCAAGAAGGAUCAGUCUGAUGAUGAAGUCGAGAUUAUUGAAAAUAGCGAGUGA